AUGGCUACAGCAGUGGAGAAGAGCAAUGCUGGUGCUGUGCAGGGGGAAGGGGGAGGAGGAGGCAACGGCAGCAUCGACGACGGAGAGAAUCGAAUCGAGCAUCAGUAUUGGACAAGAUACAUGGAGGGCGUGGUCAAGGAAUCGCAAAAGUCGCUGGAUCAGCAGUUCCUCGAUCGGGACUUGGGCAAGCUCAUCAAGUCAGCGGAUGCGAUCAGACUGCAAACACUCAUGUACCACGAGUAUGCAUACGGGACGGAGAAGGUCUCGACCAAGUUCAUGUACCUGGGGAAUUACUAUGCUCUCAUGUUGCGAUACAUCGCACUGGUGUUCGAGAAGAUGAAGUGUCAUCCGAGUUACAAGAACAGUGAAUUUCGCAAAGAAAUUGAUGCACAAUUGAAACAGGGAAAAUUGGCGGUACAGGAAUUGGAGAAAGAGAAACAUGAAUUGAAACGACUAUUCACAAUCCAAUACAGGGAGAAGAGAGCCUUGAAACAGGCUAAUAUCUCCAAGAUCAAAGAAAAGGAUCUGAAGAGCCUCAAACUCAUCGGAGAUGCAAUGGAAUCUAUGAAGAUCAACGUUUCCACUGGUACCUGCUGGGACCCGGCUGAGUCGGGAUUGACGUCGACAUUUCCAGGGAAUGCGAUGGAGAGGGAGGGGCUACAAGAGUUGAUGGACAAAGAUCGUCACGUCGUGCAGCCUGCGGCUGAUUUGCCGCCGUCAAACUCGAAGCCCUCGGUGACAUCAGCUCCGUCCGUCAGCGCGCAAAGAGCUCUGGGAGAUCAGUCCGUGCGACCUCAACAGGACAAGAGUACUUCGCCAGCGUCCAGGAAGGGGAUCAUCGAGGAGAAAAUGCAGAACGAUGACGACAUUUUCAUUGCGUUGCCGGUGUUCGACGAGAUUCCCGUCCUCCUCCCUUCGCAGAACCGCAUGAAGUUCGACACUUUCCUGCAGCACGAGAGGAGAGGAUACAACGCAUCCCUGAUCCCACCUACCAAACCUCCUCCUACCUCUACCUCUACAGUCAGCGCUUAUCCUGCUCGACAGAGCAGCAAGUACAACGAGAUGUACGACAGGGACCUUCAGCUGGCACUUCGAGAAUCCGCCAUGCUGGCCAACACGGAGAACAUGAAGCUACAGAGGUGGCGCAAGGAGAGUAGGUGCUGUAUGCUGAUCCCGGGCAGGUUAAGAGAGCGAUUGGAAAAGUUUACAGACUUCGAGUUGGAGGACGUCGACAAUACAGGCCACUGUCAGUUCGACGCCAUCGCUCAUCAGAUCGCUGGACGAUUUGCCGACCAAUACAAAGUUCAGCCCAGUGAGGUGCACUAUCGAAGGGUGAGGAGAGAUGUGGCGGAGUGGCUCCGGCGCAAUGCGCAUGUGACCCUGGACAACGGAGCUACAAUCACCGACUUCCUGGACAGCGAGGACGGCGCGACGUGGGAAAUCUUCUGCGACAACAUCGAGGACAAGAUUAGCGCCAACCCUGUCUGGGGGAACCAUCUCACAUUGAUCGCCGCUGCCAACUGCUACAACCGUCCCAUCAGAAUCUGGUCAACCGCCCCGGGAGAUGACUGGUGGCUUCAAAUAGAGCCCAAGCACUACAAGCCCACCCAUCACAUCCGUCCCUUCGAGCUUGCUCACCUCUACGAGAGACAUUACCUCUCGGUUCGAGAACGAAGAGGCAAGAACUCCAAGUUUUCUGGAACUCCGCGAUACUGA
This is a messenger RNA of Guillardia theta CCMP2712, 1716 nucleotides long. RefSeq lists its product as hypothetical. Gene Ontology annotation, molecular function: cysteine-type deubiquitinase activity. NCBI's taxonomy places the organism in Eukaryota, Cryptophyceae, Pyrenomonadales, Geminigeraceae. The transcript has 16 exons. The record is from RefSeq and is a predicted model, not a curated record. Gene Ontology annotation, biological process: protein deubiquitination. The coding region runs from base 1 to 1716 and encodes 571 amino acids.